AUGAACACUUACACAGGCAUGUAUAAAUCAAUAUCUCAAGCUCCAUCAUCAUUUUCCAGUCAACUUGCUACAUUUACGCAAAUGUUUAAGAGUUUGUCGGAUUGUGAUAAAGUUGUUGCGCUAUGCGUACUAGCUAGAAUGAUCAAGAAAAGCCACAUUAUCUUCCUAAUUAACAUCUUCAAAAAGAUGUCCCUAUCAACCAGCAACAACAUCAACAACAACAUCAGCAAAGAAAAACAUCACAACUAUAAAGCUACCAAUGAUAGCAACAAUAACAACAACAACAACAACGUUGAUGAUGAUGAUGAUGACAACGGCGAUGAGGACGUUGAAUUUAUUGAUGAUUAUGAAUCGUUGGAGCACCUAGCAAAUGAUGCGAUACUUGGUUGGGUCCCAAUUUCGUUCAUAUUUUUUUCAUCAAACUCGAAAAAAUCCCACAGAUUGCUCAGCAACUCAACAACGACAACAUCAAAAAUUGACGCCACCAGUAACAACAACAACAAGACAAAACAACUACUCACCUAUCUCUACAUACACCCAGCUGUCAACAAACACGAAAUCACAAACAUUGUUUUGCAACUAGAUGGCACUAACAAUGCAAACAUUGACGCGUACUCGGAUAUCAUACUUGGCACGAGCCCAUUCAACUCAAAAACUCAAAAUUUUAUUCCAAAACCAAAGAGGAAUGUUGCCUACAGUUUCAGCAACAAUUUUAGCCUUGCAAAUUCCCACCACCAACAGCAACUAAACCAGCAACAACAACAACAAUUACAGCAGCAGCUGCUGCUAAUACUACAACUUCUUCAACAGCAUCAACAAUUAACAAAUAUAUCUCGAGAAUCACCCACAAUGAAACAUUCCCCAACUGACCAACAUCCAAUGCCGAAGCACGUUUCAACUCAGCAGCACUACCAACAACUUACUAGCCAUAGACAAUAUUUUUCACCAUCACAACUUUCAAUCACCAAUCAGCAACGUCAACCAAACUUCCAGCAACUUCAACACCAACCACAACAACUCAACUGUACUAAAGCCAAAAGACCCCUGAAAUCAUCCGCCUCGCUCUCACUUCCAUAUCAAAAACUCACACUAUGCAGUACAAGUGACUCCAAUCUUAUCAACAUUGACAUCAAUAACAAAAUCAGCAACAAAAAUGACAAUAUUAACAAAGGCAGCAAUAUUUCGGAUGACAUCAACACUGACAUCAACAAAAAUAACAUCAACUCAAAAAGCGGUGAUGAAAUCAGUGCAAACCAAAUAUCUGAUAACAACAACGACGUUGUUACUAACGCAAAUAGCGUCCAAAAUGACAAUAGCAAGAGCAACAACAACAACAGCAAUGAUAGCAUCAGCACUGACAGCAACCAAAAUGAUCCGAACAUCGCCAGCAAAAUUACCAAAGCAGAAGCAUUGAAGAACGUUCAUUUCAAUCUACAGCAAUCUCUAUCUAACUAUGAGAGUGGAGCCUCAAAAUCGAGUGGCCAUCAGAAACUUUCGCGCACAAAAUCUCUCGUACCUGAUUGGCUAAACAAGGGCCAAUCAAAUGAAGAGACCACAAGCUGCAACACUAACUCCGCUCACCAAACUGUUUCGCGGCGUAGCAGUGCUGCCUCGUCUGACAGCAACGACGAAUCAAAAGCUACGGCAAACAACAGCCUCGAAUAUGAUUGGUCGACAUUGGUUUACAAGUGGUUAAAAGAUCUGAGACUACACAAGUACGCCAACCUCAUCAGGCACAUGACUUACCACCAGUUGCUUAACAUUGAUGAGGAUUGGCUCGUGAAGAUGGGCGUGACGAAGGGGGCGAGAGACAAACUGAUGAACAAUCUCAAAAAGUUGCCUGAUCGAGCAAAGAAUUUGGAAAUUUACGAAAAAGAACUAAAAACAAGUCCCGAAAAUAUUCACAGAAUCAUCAGUGACCUGACACACAUCGUCAAAACCCCAUUGGCCAAACAUAAUGACGUCACAAACGUCGACGGCCAAUCAGAUGCAGCCAAUGAAUUUUCGAAUUUUGAAUCAAACGUUCCAAAGAUGGCACAACAGAAUGUUGAUCUAACUGAGAAAAUUAUUUAUCUGCUCGGCAAAGUAUGCACGGAACUACUAACAAGCAAGCAGCAUGAUUCGGCUUCAUGUUCUGCCUAUCUUGAACUACUCAACCUUUGCUCCAUCCAUCCAUCUUUUUCGGAAGAGCAGAGGAAAAAACUGCUGCCAUGGAAACAUCAGAUCAACAAACAACAAUACAUUGAGAGGAAUAGAGUCUUAAGCUGCAAACAGCAGAAUUCUAUAAAUAGACUUUCUGGGAUUUCCACUCGGCAGCAUACCAUGCUGGCGCCAUCAUCAUCAUCGUCAUCUUUUGUGUUUAAGGGUCAAGCUGAUGACGAUCUAAAGGCAAAACUCCAAGUGGGAAGGACACAUUCGGCGCCGCUAAACACUGGAUUAAAACUCAGCACCGUUAAUGUGGAGAGAUGUGAUUCCAAUCUUGAUCCAUUCAUGGAGAAACAUGCUCUUGGAGGUGAUGACGAUGAUGACGACGACGAUGACGAUGAUGAUGAUGAUCACAAAGAUGGUGAUAAUGAUGGUAGUGACGAUGAUGGUGAUGUUGAUCAUGAGAGCAUACUGAUCAUGUUGACAAUUAUCAACAACAACAUCAACUUCAACAACAACAUCAUUAACAACAACGGCAACAACAUCAUCAACAACAACAACAUCAACGAUGAAAAUAACAUCAGCAGAAAAAACAACAAAUUCAACGAUUAUGACGAUGACGAGUUUGAUGAUGAUUACGAAAAUAACGAUGUUGUUGUUGACGAUGAUGAUGAUGAUGAUGACAACAAAGAACAAUAA
Helobdella robusta is the source of this 2844-nucleotide messenger RNA. RefSeq lists its product as hypothetical. Gene Ontology annotation, molecular function: translation repressor activity; mRNA binding; protein binding. The transcript has 14 exons. Gene Ontology annotation, biological process: negative regulation of translation; nuclear-transcribed mRNA poly(A) tail shortening. The record is from RefSeq and is a predicted model, not a curated record. Gene Ontology annotation, cellular component: P-body. Bases 1 to 2844 code for a protein of 947 amino acids. Lineage: Eukaryota; Metazoa; Annelida; Clitellata; Rhynchobdellida; Glossiphoniidae.